UCAAGAAUUACCCAAUCAGUUGUUUCAAUUUUCAGUUUUUUUACUUUCGAAGAAAUUUACUUUGAAAACAAUUUUUAUUGAUGACCAAAGAAGCUACAUAUGCAUAUAGUGAAGAAAUAUGCUCAUGGUUAUCGUUGAAACAUACUAUACAUAUCUACGUAUGUUACAUACUGGUAAAAUUCAUAUUAAUCGUCAAAACAUAGCCGAACUUAUUGAUCUGGCCAAUUGUUAUGGUGAUGAAAGGUUGAUGAAAUAUUGUGAAACAUACGACAAGAUCAUUUGCUAUUCUCUCUCUAUCGCAACUAUAUCGCAUUUGUCAAUAUUGUGUCUUUAAUUCGAGUGUUUUCGUUCAUCGAUAAUGGCAAGAUCACCAACUGAUAAUAUUGAUAUUGAGUUAUUUCAAGAUAAUCUCGAAUACAUUGAUCAAGAAUUUCUUCAAUCAAUUGCUCAGAUUUUCAGCUUUACUUACGAAGACGAAAAACAAUUUUUAUUGAUGAUCAAGAUGAUUGCUUGUGGACAGUAUCAUUCAUUAAUGUUGCAACAAGAUGGUCAUGUUUUCGCUAUGGGUGAUAAUUGUUGUGAUAAAAUAACUGGUAAUGAAACAUCAUCAUAUGAAAGUAUGAUCAAUACUGGUAUUGAGAAUGUUAAACUUAUUGCUUGCGGUCAAUUUCAUAGUAUUGUUGUGACUAAUUCCAGUGAAAUUUAUUCCUGGGGCGAUAAUUUUUUUGGCCAACUAGGCCUUGGUGAUCAAAAUGACCGAAACACACCAUGUCUUGUUACAUUUCCAAAUGAUGAUUCGGUCGAUACAAGAAUCAAAGAUAUUGUGGCCGGCUCGAAGCAUUCAUUAUUCUUGCUUGAAAAUGGUCAGCUUUGGGGAUGUGGCUCUAAUUAUGAUGGUGAACUUGGUCUUGGUUAUGAUAUUGGCCCAACAAAGUUGACAAAACUACCGUUUGAAAAUGUGCAACAAAUCGCAUGUUCAAAAGACCAUAACUUGUCAUUGGCACAUGAUGGAUUAAAUUAUUAUGCAUGGGGUAAAACCAUGAAUGGCACUUGGUCAUCACCUAGAAAAUUGUAUGAUCAACAUUCAUCAUUUGCUUCUGCAUCAGCUCUGUUAUUGGAAUCACAAACCACAUUUGGCCUAACAUCCGUCACUAAUCUAUUUGAAUCUAAUUAUACAUCAACCAUUCAAUCAAAUUGUCAAUUAUUCAAUAAUCCAAACUAUUAUGAUGUAGAAUUCAUUAUUGAGAAGAAACCUAUAAAAGUGUCUAAAUGUUAUUUGAAAUCCGUAUCCAAAUUUUAUGGCGAUAAGUUUUCGAAUGAUUGGGAAGAAGAGAAUCAGGUAUCGAUUGAUGUGAUUUUAGCUAUGAUACAUACUAUGAAUAUCUACGUAUGUUACAUACGGGUGAAAUUAAUAUUAAUCAUCAAAACAACCGAAUUUAUUUCUAUGGCCUAUUUUCAUAGCGAUGAAAAAUUCAUCAAACAAUGUCAAACAUUCAUACGAAAGGAUCCAAAUGAACAAACAAUAAACAAAUAUCAUCCAUUAAUUAAAAAAUAUCAAAUUAAAAAAUUGUACGGCAAACUUGCUCAUCUUUGCAUCGAAAAAAUGUUACACUUUUCAAAAAAUUCUUCCCAAACCCGAAAAUUCCAAAAUUUAUAAAACCCAACUUUUACACUACACAAUUUUUCACAGGCCAUGGACACUUUCAACAAUAUCUAUACAGAAUACAACGUUCAAACACAAACACAUGUACAUUUUCAAUUUUCGAUCAACAACAACAAUUGUUUCAACAGAUGUGAAUCAUUGAUUCAGUUCUUGUAAAAAAAUACAUGCAUGAUCUAAUGCGAAAAUCCUGUUUGUUUCAUUGAAAG
Molecule: messenger RNA, 1869 nt
Organism: Dermatophagoides farinae (American house dust mite)
Lineage: Eukaryota; Metazoa; Arthropoda; Arachnida; Sarcoptiformes; Pyroglyphidae
Source: RefSeq, a predicted model, not a curated record